Molecule: messenger RNA, 2293 nt
Organism: Rubroshorea leprosula
Lineage: Eukaryota; Viridiplantae; Streptophyta; Magnoliopsida; Malvales; Dipterocarpaceae
Source: the annotation of a GenBank genome assembly
GGAUAGGAAAUUCCAGUUCAAUCAAAUGCCUGACAACCUCCAUUCUUCCUCACCUUAACCUCUUCGGCCACGCUUCUUCUUCCACCUGUUGAGCAGAGGCUGAAAAAGGAUAAAACGAGAAAAUCGUCAGCUUUUCAAGAUUUUUUCUUAAUCCUGUCUCCUUCCUCUGUGUCAAACUCAUAAUUUGCAGAAUUCCAAGAUAGAAGAAGAAGACAAAACAGGGAUUAGGAAAUCACUGGAGGAACAAUGAAUUCAAAGACUAGAACCUUUACAUCCUCUGAGAUUAUUGAUAUAACUUCAAAUUUCAAAACGAUGAUUGGGAAAGGAGGAUAUGGAAAGGUUUACUUUGGCACCCUGAAGGAUGGCACUGAUGUUGCUGUUAAGGUUCUGCCUUCAUCAUCAGAGCAAUGCCGUAAGGCAUUCAUAACAGAGGCAAAACUGUUGACUGAUGUCCGCCAGCGCAACUUGGUUUCUCUAGUGGGAUAUUGCGAUGAAGAUGGUAAGGAGGCAUUGAUAUUGGACUAUAUAUCUAAUGGAAAUUUGAAUCAUCAUUUAUCAGAGAAAAGCAAAGGAGUUUUGAUAUGGAUUCAAAGGCUUCACAUUGCCUUAGAUGUUGCUUGUGGGUUAGAAUAUUUACAUGGUCGAAAGCCACCAAUAGUUCACAGAGAUUUGAAACCUGACAACAUCUUAUUGAAUAAAUACAUGCAAGCCAAGAUAGUUGAUUUUGGACUAUCCAGAGCUUUUGCAACAGAAUCAGCUACUCAUGUAUCAACUCGUGUCGCAGGCACAUUUGGAUACCUAGAUCCCGAUUCUUUUAAAAUGGGACAAAUAAGCAAGAAAAGUGACGUGUAUAGCUUCGGGAUAAUUCUACUCCAAUUAGUUACUGGUAAGCCAGCAGUCAUAACACCAGAAAAAGAGGAAAGCAUUAACAUAACUUACUGGAUUGAUCCUUUAAUCAAAAGAGGGGAUAUCCAGAAAAUCGUUGAUCCAAGGCUAAAUGGUGAAUUCGACAUCAGUGUCGUACGAAAAGUAAUAAAGAUAGCAGUGUCAUGUGUGAAGCCAAUUAAAGAAAGGCCUGACAUUAGUCAAAUAUUGACAAAACUUAAGGACUGUUUAGAUAUAGAGGUGGGUUUUUCAAGAGUGUUGGAUGAUACCAUCAGACCCAAUAUCCUACUCACACUCUACAGAAACAUAAGACAAAAAGUGGCCUUUAUGAAAUCAAUGGAGGAGCAACAAGCAGUGAAUUUAGGGAAUAUUAGAAUCUUUACCCGCACUGAGGUUGCUACAAUAACUUCAAAUUUUAAAAAAGUUAUUGAGGAACGAAGAUUUUACAGAGUUUACCUUGGCACUCUGAAUGAUGGCGCUCAAGUUGCUGUUAAGAUUUUGUUUCCAUCAUCAUUUAACGAUGAAUAUGAUGAAUUCCGAACCGAGGUAGAACAAUUAAGUCACCUUCGUCACAGAAAUGUGGUUUCUGCAGUGGGAUACUGUGAUAAAAAUAAUAUCAAGGCAUUGAUAUAUGAAUACAUGGCUAAUGGAAAUUUGAGACGGCAUUUAUCAGGAUUGGAGUAUCUGCAGAUGUGUCGCAAUUCAUUUAUAGUCCAUAGAAAUUUGACAUCUCGUGUUAUCUUAUUAGAUGAAAACAUGCAAGGCAAGAUAGCUGAUUUCGGAUCUGCUACAUUCUUGCAUGAAGAAUUUGAAGAAUCUGCUGAAAUUUGUGGGAAAUUGGGAUACAUGGAUCCUCAGUAUCUUUUGAGGUCAAAAGUAAACAAGAAAACUGACCUCUACAGCUUCGGUAUAAUUUUACUAGAGUUGUUAACCGGUUGGCCUGCUAUAGCUCACGAGUGCGAUCCUCUUCCGCAUAUAAUUGAUCGGGUAGAGCCUAUAAUGAAGACAGGGGAUAUCGAAAGACUUGUUGAUCCAAGGUUGCAAAGAAAAUUCAAUAUCAACACUGCUUCAAAAGUUGCUAAGUUAGCAAUGUCAUGUGCAUCGAAAUCUGCAGACCAAAGGCCAGACUUAAGUCAUGUGCUUGUAGAACUCAAGGAGUGUUUGGCACUAGAGAUGCAUUCCCAACAAACCGAAGGGAUACAAAUCUUCAUGGAGGAACCACAAGAUUCAGAUGAAAUCUUAAGUCCUCGAUAGGUAAUAGUAAAGGCAAAGGAUUUUCUAUUUUCGAGUGCACAAUAUUUUCUGUAUGAAUUCCCAUAUGUAUAUAAAAAAAAUGUUCACCAAUAAAACUUUUCUCAAGUCUUGGUUAGUUUUUCUUGUGUCAGUGCAUUAAACACAUUGUCAGAGG